Neogale vison (American mink) is the source of this 2495-nucleotide messenger RNA. RefSeq names its product activating transcription factor 1 (gene ATF1). Gene Ontology annotation, cellular component: ATF4-CREB1 transcription factor complex; nucleus. Gene Ontology annotation, molecular function: RNA polymerase II cis-regulatory region sequence-specific DNA binding; DNA-binding transcription factor activity, RNA polymerase II-specific; protein binding. The record is from RefSeq and is a predicted model, not a curated record. Bases 276 to 1088 code for a protein of 270 amino acids. The transcript has 7 exons. NCBI's taxonomy places the organism in Eukaryota, Metazoa, Chordata, Mammalia, Carnivora, Mustelidae. Gene Ontology annotation, biological process: regulation of transcription by RNA polymerase II.
CUCUUACUCAGUUUUGCCCCCCUCUCCUCCCCCGCCCCCGGCCUGGUGUAGAUCAUGCCGCCAGUGGCGGCCCUGACUGCCGAGGAAACGGUAGCUUAGGACAGUUGGCUAUUAAGUGACAUUAAUUCUCCCCGCUCCGCCUGACCCCUGAGACAGAGGGACGUCCCCCGCCGUGUGAGGGGGUGGUGGAAUUGGGGAGAGAAUUCGGAUCCACCUGGGAGGGGGGAGUGGAAGUUCCCGCCCCGGAGAGCGGCGAGCUGCAGCCACAGUUGAUUAUGGAAGAUUCCCACAAGAGUAACACUGCAGAGGCAGCGCCGCAGCCUGGUUCAGCGGUUCAGGGAACUCAUAUUUCUCAUAUUGCUCAACAGGUAUCAUCUUUAUCAGAGAGUGAGGAGUCUCAGGACUCAUCAGACAGUAUAGGCUCCUCACAGAAAGCGCACGGGAUCCUAGCACGGCGCCCGUCUUACAGAAAAAUUUUGAAAGAUCUAUCUUCUGAAGAUACACGGGGCAGAAAAGGAGACGGAGAAAACCCUGGAGUUUCUGCUGUCACUUCUAUGUCUGUUCCAACUCCCAUCUAUCAAACUAGCAGUGGACAGUACAUUGCCAUUGCCCCAAAUGGAGCCUUACAGCUGGCCAGUCCAGGCACAGAUGGAGUACAGGGACUUCAGACAUUAACCAUGACAAAUUCAGGCAGUACUCAGCAAGGUACAACAAUUCUCCAGUACGCACAGACCUCUGACGGACAGCAGAUACUUGUGCCCAGCAACCAGGUAGUUGUACAAACUGCGACGGGAGAUAUGCAGACGUACCAGAUCCGAACCACGCCUUCAGCCACUUCGCUGCCGCAGACUGUGGUGAUGACGUCUCCUGUGACUCUUACGUCUCAGACAACCAAGACGGAUGACCCCCAGCUGAAAAGAGAAAUCAGAUUGAUGAAAAACAGAGAAGCUGCUCGAGAAUGUCGCAGAAAGAAGAAAGAAUAUGUGAAAUGCCUGGAAAAUCGAGUCGCGGUCUUGGAAAAUCAAAACAAAACUCUAAUAGAAGAGUUAAAAACUUUGAAGGAUCUUUAUUCCCAUAAAAGUGUUUGAUUAAGAAAGAAAAUAUUUUUGCAGACUUGCCUAAAAAUUAGAUGGAUUUCUUUUCUUUUUAGUGGAGUUUAUAAAUUAAAAGGUCAAAAAUGAAGCUUUUUAUUUAGGCUUUUGCAACUCAAAGAUAAAUAUCUUAUGCAAGAGAUGUGGUGACGGAAGAUAAAAUGAAAAUGACCUCAAGGAAGUUACUGGCACAACUGGAAACUCUAAAAAUUAAACCUACUCAACAAGCAGGAAAUGAACUUUCACCAGUUUGAAUCUUCUAAAUACCAAGAAUCCAGAAAUGGCAGAUAAGAUGAAAUCUGGUAAACUGGUUUUUAAAAUAAAUCAGUUUACCCUGUAGGUUUGCCUUUCUUAUUGUUUCUUAAAUUUCUUUUCAAUUGUGUGUGCGUGUGUGUAUGUUUUAUUUCUGCCAAUAAAUUCUAAAUUACAAAUAGAAAAGCUAAUACAUAACUAAAUAUAUAAAUUAUGUUUUCUGAUUAUGUAUACUUGUUCUAUUGUCCAGUCUUUUAAAUGGGUUUUUUAAAGUUUGUUUUUUGGACUUGAGAGGGGUUUUGAGACUUGCUUGGGUGAACUAUUUUUGAGGCUUUGUCCUAAAAGGCAUCUAAGGUACAUGAAUGGAGUGUGGUGAUUUUGUAACAUUUUUUUUUUUAUCAGAUUGGAAAGUGAACUUCUGUUUAAAAGUUUGAUACUUUUAAAUAGCUUGUUUUUUUGGUUACUCUGGGAAUGGAGAUUUUCUACAAAUAUAUAAUAAAUUGUUUUUUGAUUCUGUAUUCAGUAUGCAGUUGAAUAUACAUUACUUACUCUGUUGUGCUUUAAUAGAAUGGAGUGUUUACAGGCCCUUAAGAUGAUAUUAGAGUAUUUUUAAAAAACCUUCUGAAGAUGCAUACCAAAGUUUUCCAAGAGGAUUUUAUAACCAAUUUAAUGUAAGGUUUAUCAGAUUCUAAAAUAGUAUGGUUAUUAAGGCAAUUUUAUGUUAGAGUCUAUUUUGUAAUGUAGUGAAUGGUACAUUUCUAAGAAAAGUGACUGCCAAUAUAUUUUUAUAGCUAAUCUUUAUAAAUUCUAAAGUUGAGUUUUUAAUGAUUAUUUUAAAUGUUUAUAUAGUUUGUUUAGUAAAAAAAAAAAUAUUUUGCAUCUCAAAGUAUCAUUUUUAUAUAAUGAAAAGUUUCCAGAUUGGCUAAUAUUUGAAUUACAAGUUUUGUAUGCAGUUUUAUCCAAAGCUCAAGAAUGUCCAUCAGUACACCAGUGUUUAACCUCUGUAUUGCAGUUUGUAUACACUUUGAAAUUGUAAUGCAAAACUAUUGUGCGCUUCUUACACAAUAUGUAUCAUAUUGUUGUCUGUGAAAUUAAAGGAUAUUUGAUAAAAUUAAGUUUGCUGAAUGUAAAAUACAUUGCUUGAUAUGUGAA